Messenger RNA from Centruroides sculpturatus (bark scorpion), 770 nucleotides. Its product is annotated as ephrin type-B receptor 1-like. Gene Ontology annotation, cellular component: neuron projection. The transcript is spliced from 3 exons. Gene Ontology annotation, molecular function: protein binding; transmembrane-ephrin receptor activity. The record is from RefSeq and is a predicted model, not a curated record. Gene Ontology annotation, biological process: axon guidance. The annotation marks the transcript as partial. NCBI's taxonomy places the organism in Eukaryota, Metazoa, Arthropoda, Arachnida, Scorpiones, Buthidae.
CGACCAUCUCUUUAGAUUUGGUGUUGUUGGACACGACUCAAGAAAGCUCCCUCGACUGGACCAGGUAUCCUUACGGACCACAAUCUAGGACGCCUGGGUGGGUCGAGGAAAGCUUUACCAACUUUCAAAUAGGUAUCAACUGGAGAUCGUACGUGGUUUGUGACGUGGCGUACACAAACGUCAACAAUUGGCUGUGGACACCAUUCAUCGAGCGGGGUGAAGCAAAUAGAAUGUAUAUUGAAGUGAAAUUUAGCAUGAGAGACUGUAAUCUAUUUCCCGGUAUGGCUCUGUCGUGCAAGGAGACUUUUUCUCUUUUAUAUUACGAAUUUGAUGCGGCCACAAAAGAGCCCCCACCAUGGGAACCAGAAUCUUAUAAACUCAUCGACAGGAUAGCAGCCGACGAAGGAAGAUUUACUUCAACUAGCGAAGUGAUCAUUAACACCGAAACCAGAAGUAUACCGAUUACAAAGAAAGGCGUUUAUUUCGCAUUUAGAGACCAAGGUGCUUGUUUGUCUCUGAUUGCUAUUAAGAUAUAUUACGUUACCUGCCCCAACGUAACUAGGAAUUUUGCAUAUUUUCCCUCUACACCUACCGGAAAAGAAGUGACUGCUAUAGUGCCUGCUGAAGGACAGUGUGUUGCCAAUGCCGCCAUUGUGGACACGCCGAGACUUCUUUGUAAAGGCGAUGGCAAUUGGACUUUACCUUCUGGAGGUUGCAAAUGCAUGGCCGGUUAUGAAUCACUCGGACAGGGCUGUCAAGGUAUGAUAUAA